AUGGUCACAACAGAUUCCUACAUCGAUGAAACAAUAGAGGAAGGAAAGGGCACCAAGAUUUAUGUUUUUGAGAAUAAUAACACAAAGCAAUACAGAACAUGGUCUGACUAUCAAACAACCUCUGAUUAUAGUUCCCACUCCAUUGUUAAGUAUUCAAAGAGAUCCGGUUCUACUAAGUUUGCUAGCAAGUUUGCUAAGUUCAUCAUCACUGUCGGAAACUAUCCAAAGGUUUAUUCAAAGGAUGACAAAGGCAUCGAAGUAGUAACAUUGAAGACAAGUUUUCCACUUUGGGCUAUUAUUUUAAUUGUUGCUAUCAUUGUCAUCAUUGGCUGUAUCCUUUGCUGCGUUUGCUGCACAUGCUGCUGCUGCAAUGCUUGCUGUGCAAGCUGCUUCGCAUGCUGCUGCGCUCCAAGUGUUUCAAGCCCAGAAGAUGCAAAGGCCGCGGAAGUUUAA
Molecule: messenger RNA, 453 nt
Organism: Trichomonas vaginalis G3
Lineage: Eukaryota; Parabasalia; Trichomonadida; Trichomonadidae
Exons: 1
Coding region: 1-453 (150 amino acids)
Source: RefSeq, a predicted model, not a curated record